AAAGAAUAAAUUUGAAAAUAAUUUAAGAUAUAAUUAGCUUAACGUAAAUCGCAAUCCAUUAAAGAGAGAUUAUAUUUUGAGUAAUAUUUUUAUUGUGAUAGGCAGAUAAAAUCCAAACUAAAAAUUAUAACUUACAAUGAUUAUAUGUAAUAGUAGCAUGAAAGAAUUUUUUCAGCGUGCAGAACUGAAAGAACAAAAUGAUGAAAAGAAGAUACAAGAAAACAAAAAUUUUAGAAGCGGAACGACCAAGGAGAAAGAAAUAAAAUGCGAAGAAGAUAUGAAAGAAGAUGAAGAAUUACUGAUACCACAUGGGAAUACGAUGUUUGGACUCUGUGCUAUUUGUCAUCUCGCUCUUGGAAAUAUAAAUUCUAAUUUUAGUCAAUAUAUUCCUUGUUCAAAGGGUCAUGCUGUGUGUCAACGUUGUAUUCAACACUUUGCGCUUCAAUCAGAUCCUGGCUGUAUUCUUUGUCAUGCACAGUAUCAACAAUCAAAUAUAAAUUUAUCGCGAGAAAGUAAUGUUAGUUUGAAUUCAAUAUACACGCAUCUAAAGAGAAUGCAAAUUCCACGACAACAAUUGGAAUAUUAUUCGAAGCAUCAUCAACAUUUACAGCAAUACAUCCCUAUUGACAUUGAGCAAUCAUAUAACAAGUCUUGGAAUCAAAAUUAUCCAUGUGCAACACAAAAUAUUGAAAGAAAUACAUUAGGAUAUUACAAUGAUUAUUUUGAAGAGAUAUCUGAUUAUGAUCAAAUUAAAGAACAAAAUAACAUGCGCGAACAACGAAACAAAAAUUGUGACAAACAGAGACGACAAAGUUAUUGUAAUUUAUUUAAAAAAGGAAAUACAGAGUCAUAUAUGUCUGAAGCAAAAGUUAGCGGACAAAUUAGCGCAGAAUGUUCUCGAAGACCGAUUCGCUGUCCACGAAUUGAUUGUGCCAUAAAUGUAGCUUUUUCAGCGUUAACUCAUCAUUUCAUUUUUGAUCAUCCAGAAGUACCUAUCCUGAAUGUAGAGCCAGGUAUUAAAAGUACACUCAUCGUCAGUUUUAGUGCCCUAUCUUCCAAUUCUAGUAGAUGUCUGGCUCUCCUUUUAGUUUCCGGUAAACUCUCAGAACCUGUUGCGAGAUUGUUUAAUGGUAGUCAAAUCAACCCAAAAUAUCGAAAUCGUUUACCAUUACCAGUAUUAGCUGCUCGGCUACAUUGUACAGAUCAAUGCAUACCUAAUGACAAGAUUAAUAAAAAGAAAAAUUUUCGUGAGAAAGAUAUAAUUAUCGCUUGGGUUGCUGGGCUGGAUAUUGGAAAUACAAACAAACUUUUAUGUAGUAUUCAGGCUGUAGACAAGAUUGAUAAUGAAGGCUUACGUUGCCUAACAUAUACAGGUCCAGUGAAUUCAUUAAGAACUGCUCAAUGUCCUCAAGACAUUUUUUCAACAGGUGAUUGCAUAGUUCUGCACGAAGGUCUUCUCAGUCACAUUACAUCAGAUUGUGCUACACUCAAUGUCAAUGUUACUGUGCAUUAAAUAUAUUACAAAUGUGAUAUAUUAAAUUAAA
Apis mellifera (honey bee) is the source of this 1544-nucleotide messenger RNA. RefSeq lists its product as uncharacterized. Lineage: Eukaryota; Metazoa; Arthropoda; Insecta; Hymenoptera; Apidae. The coding region runs from base 137 to 1513 and encodes 458 amino acids. The transcript is spliced from 4 exons. The record is from RefSeq and is a predicted model, not a curated record.